Molecule: messenger RNA, 1098 nt
Organism: Phytophthora nicotianae INRA-310
Lineage: Eukaryota; Oomycota; Peronosporomycetes; Peronosporales; Peronosporaceae
Exons: 3
Coding region: 1-1098 (365 amino acids)
Source: RefSeq, a predicted model, not a curated record
AUGCGCUGGUUCUGUGUGCACCCGAACCUGCCGCUGCAGGCGGAACUGCGCGUCCGCACGUCACCUGACAGUAGCGCCAUCGAGCGUGCCCGCAUCCCUCAAGGCCGAGCUAUUGCUUCAUGCUCUCCAGUAUUCCAAGUGCCAGGAGAUGGUGUCGAUGCUGCACCGAUCUCUUGGCUUCAAGUGGCGUAUCAUGAUGCUCUAUCGGGCGAGACGGAAGGAGGUUUUAUGAUGGCGGCACUACCCGACGGGACGCCACUGGUGACACCCUGGGAGUCUACAGACUUCUAUAGCUGUUGUGAGGUGACAGACCCAGCCGCGCUCCAGUAUGACGGCCCACACGAGACAGCGAAGAGCUUCGGGCCAGUGCAAAGCGUCAAUUUUCUCUACUGCAUAGUGGAGGAGGCUGAAAAGCGAGUCAGGCUUUUUCACCCAGAGCUAGAAAACGUAUGGAUCGAGAAGAAAGACGUGCAUAUGGUGUGUACGCGGUUCAAGCAUGCAGAAUGCAGCACUCCGCAUACAUUUUUUGAAUUAAGUGAGGCGCUACCAGAAGAAGCGCAAAUUGCAAUACGAGAGUACCCGUCGAAGGAGGCGCAGACUGUCGGCCUUCUUAGCCGAGGAGAGACGGUGGAGGUUACUGUGCGGGGUGGAAACUGGCUGCAAAUUGCUGGUGGUAGUAUUGAUAAAGCGUGGAUUAUGUGGCGGACGGAUGCGUUGGAACUGCUUCAAGAGGCGCCAGAUGUGUGCUCGAGCACUUGCGUAACGAUAGCGGCGAACGUCAACAGCCUUGCGGACAGUAAAAAUCUAGCUGAAGCAAAUCCCGAUCAAAGCGGGGACAGUGAAGAGUCUACUCAUGUUACUCCUGCUACCUCCACUGGAUCCGUACAGGACGAUGCUGACAUGAACGCAUCUGGUACCAAGUCUACGCCCGUUGAGCAGUCGUGGGAUGUUCGAUCCCCCUUAGCAGCUCUGAGUGCAGGGGUUGAUAACGAAAACGAUGGUUCAAGAAAGAUGGUAAUGGAGGUGGACGAUAUGCUCGUUAACAGAUCCGAAAGUAAACGAAAGUAUGGAACGCGAGGAGGCUUUUACUCAUCCUGA